ACUUGAGAAAAACAAAGUAUUCUUUCUAAAACAUGCAAAUGUGUCUCUCCAUCACCUAGGAAACUAUUAUGGGACACCCAAACCUCCUAGCCAGCCAGUCAGUGGGAAAGUGAUCACGACGGAUGCCUUGCAAAGCCUUCACUCUGGCUCCAAGCAGUCAACCCCAAAGCGAACCAAGUCCUACAAUGAUAUGCAAAAUGCUGGCAUAGUCCACGCGGAGAAUGAGGAAGAGGAUGAUGUUCCUGAAAUGAACAGUAGCUUUACAGCCGAUUCUGGUGACCAAGAAGAGCACAGUCUCCAAGAAGCAACGCUCCCACCUGUGAAUAGUAGCAUCAUCGCUGCUCCCAUCACGGACCCUUCUCAGAAGUUCCCUCAAUACCUACCUCUUUCUGCAGAGGAUAAUUUAGGUCCUCUACCUGAAAACUGGGAGAUGGCCUAUACCGAAAAUGGAGAAGUCUAUUUUAUAGACCACAACACAAAAACAACAUCUUGGUUAGACCCUCGGUGCCUGAACAAGCAGCAGAAGCCUCUGGAAGAGUGUGAAGAUGAUGAAGGGAUCCAUACGGAGGAGCUGGACAGUGAACUAGAACUGCCUGCUGGUUGGGAAAAGAUUGAAGACCCUGUCUAUGGUAUCUACUAUGUAGACCACAUCAACAGGAAGACACAGUAUGAGAACCCGGUUCUAGAAGCCAAACGGAAGAAGCAGUUGGAGCAGCAGCAGCAGCAGCAGCAGCCGCAGCCAGAAGAAUGGACAGAAGAUCAUUCAUCGCUUGUGCCUCCUGCUAUUCCAAACCACCCCCCAAGUAAUCCGGAGCCAGCCAGAGAAGCUCCACUUCAGGGCAAACCCUUUUUUACACGAAACCCUUCAGAGUUGAAAGGCAAAUUCAUUCACACGAAGCUGCGGAAAAGCAGUCGUGGCUUUGGUUUCACAGUCGUUGGAGGGGAUGAACCUGACGAGUUUCUGCAAAUCAAGAGCUUGGUCCUAGAUGGUCCUGCCGCCCUGGAUGGCAAGAUGGAAACAGGAGAUGUGAUUGUGAGCGUGAAUGACACCUGUGUUUUGGGACACACUCAUGCACAAGUUGUGAAAAUCUUCCAGUCCAUUCCCAUUGGUGCCAGCGUGGACCUUGAACUCUGCCGAGGUUAUCCAUUGCCUUUUGACCCAGAUGACCCCAACACAAGUUUAGUGACUUCGGUGGCCAUUUUGGAUAAAGAACCAAUUAUUGUGAAUGGUCAAGAGACCUAUGACUCGCCAGCUAGUCACAGUAGUAAAACAGGCAAAGUCAGCAGUAUGAAGGACGCCAGGCCAAGCAGCCCUGCGGAUGUGGCUUCAAAUGGUUCCCAUGGUUACCCCAAUGACACUGUCUCUUUGGCUUCCUCCAUAGCCACUCAGCCAGAACUCAUAACUGUUCAUAUAGUCAAAGGGCCAAUGGGUUUUGGUUUUACUAUCGCGGACAGUCCUGGGGGUGGCGGCCAAAGAGUGAAACAGAUUGUUGACAGUCCAAGGUGCCGAGGCCUGAAAGAAGGGGAUCUUAUAGUGGAAGUUAAUAAGAAGAAUGUGCAGGCCCUAACUCACAACCAAGUCGUGGAUAUGCUCAUCGAAUGUCCAAAGGGAAGUGAGGUCACAUUAUUGGUGCAACGAGGAGGACUGCCAGUUCCCAAGAAGAGCCCAAAGUCGCAACCACUGGAAAGAAAAGACAGCCAGAAUAGCUCCCAGCAUAGUGUCGCCAGCCACCGAAGCCUGCACACUGCCUCCCCCAGCCACAGCACACAGGUGCUGCCCGAGUUCCCACCCGCCGAGGCCCCGGCUCCAGAUCAGACCGACAAUUCUGGGCAGAAAAAACCAGAUCCUUUUAAAAUCUGGGCCCAGUCCAGGAGCAUGUAUGAAAAUCGACCUAUGUCACCUUCGCCUGCAUCGGGAUUGAGCAAGGGUGAAAGAGAGAGAGAAAUCAAUUCCACGAAUUUUGGAGAAUGUCAGAUUCCAGAUUAUCAAGAACAGGACAUCUUCCUCUGGAGAAAAGAGACCGGAUUUGGAUUUAGGAUUCUGGGUGGCAAUGAACCAGGGGAACCUAUUUAUAUCGGUCACAUCGUACCACUGGGUGCUGCUGAUACGGACGGCCGUCUGAGGUCUGGGGAUGAAUUAAUCUGUGUGGAUGGGACACCAGUCAUUGGAAAAUCACACCAGCUUGUGGUCCAGCUUAUGCAACAAGCCGCCAAGCAAGGCCACGUCAAUCUGACAGUGCGGCGUAAAGUGGUGUUUGCUGCCCCCAAAACCGAGAAUGAGGUGCCCUCGCCAGCCUCAUCCCAUCACAGUAGCAACCAGCCAGCCUCGCUGACGGAGGAGAAGCGGACCCCGCAGGGCAGCCAGAACUCGCUGAACACGGUGAGCUCGGGCAGUGGCAGCACCAGUGGCAUCGGCAGUGGCGGCGGCGGCGGCAGCGGUGUGGUCAGCACCGUGGUCCAGCCCUACGACGUGGAGAUCCGGCGCGGCGAGAACGAGGGCUUCGGCUUUGUCAUCGUGUCGUCGGUGAGCAGGCCCGAGGCCGGCACGACGUUCGGUCGGAUUAUUGAGGGGAGCCCUGCUGACCGAUGCGGCAAGCUGAAAGUAGGAGACCGGAUCUUGGCAGUAAAUGGAUGUUCCAUCACCAACAAAUCCCACUCUGACAUUGUCAACCUCAUCAAGGAAGCGGGCAACACAGUCACCCUCCGCAUCAUCCCUGGGGAUGAGUCUUCGAAUGCCACUCUGCUGACCAAUGCAGAGAAGAUAGCCACCAUCACCACCACACACACCCCUUCGCAGCAAGGAGCCCAGGAGACCAGGAACACCACCAAACCAAAGCCAGAAUCUCAGUUUGAAUUCAAAGCACCCCAGGCAACACAGGAGCAAGAUUUUUACACUGUGGAGCUGGAAAGAGGAGCCAAGGGAUUUGGUUUCAGUCUUCGAGGCGGUCGAGAGUAUAACAUGGACCUCUACGUUCUGCGCUUAGCAGAGGAUGGUCCUGCGGAAAGGUGUGGGAAGAUGAAGGUUGGUGAUGAGAUUUUAGAGAUCAAUGGUGAGACCACCAAAAACAUGAAGCAUUCUCGGGCUAUAGAACUGAUUAAGAAUGGUGGCCGCAGAGUGCGUCUGUUUCUGAAGCGGGGAGACGGCUCGGUCCCAGAAUAUGACCCCAGCAGCGACGGGAACGGCCCCCCCACCGGUCCACAAGGUGUUCCGGAAAUGAGGGCUGGGCCCCCUGACCACCGACAGCAUCCAUCAUUGGAGUCCAGUUACCCACCCGAUCUUCACAAAUCAUCACCACAUGGGGAAAAGCGGGCACACGUGAGAGAUCCCAAAGGCAGCAGAGAGUAUAGCAGACAACCCAAUGAACAUCACACAUGGAAUGGAACUUCUAGAAAACCCGACAGUGGGGCUUGCCGACCCAAAGACCGGGCACCCGAGGGACGAAGAGACGCCCAACCCGAGCGGAUGGUGACCAAUGGCCCCAAGAGGAGGUCUCCGGAGAAGCGGAGGGAAGGCACGCGCAGCGCUGACAACACUUUGGAGAGAAGGGAGAAGCAGGAGAAAAGGAAGGAGGUUUCCCCGGAGAGGAGGCGAGAGCGGUCCCCGACCCGCCGGAGGGACGGCUCUCCAGGCCGGCGGCGGCGGUCUCUGGAGAGACUCUUGGAUCAGAGAAGAUCGCCCGAGCGCAAGAGAGGAAGCUCGCCCGAAAGGAGAGCCAAAUCCACCGACCGGAGGCGGACCAAGUCCCCUGAGCGGAGGAGAGAGCGGUCCCUGGAGAAAAGAAACAAAGAGGACAGAGGCAGCCACCGGGAGAGGGACGAGACGAGUCUAAGACAGGACGCCGGCCGGAGUUCCAGACAUCCCCCGGAGCAGCGAAGAAGACCUUACAAAGAAUGUAGCACCGACCUCAGUAUCUGAGAGCCUGCGUCACAUUUCCAGCCUUUACCAUGUCAAAGGUUCGAAGAGGAAGCUCACAAACCUGAAAUCAUUUUAGUUUCUUACCUAAUGAAGCAUCUGACGUCAGCCUGAUGAUCCUCUGACUAGCGACAUUUGAUGCAUUUGAAAUCUUAUAAGAAAAAAAUAUAUAUAUGAAAAGUGUUGUGCCUGAUGUAUCAUAUUAAAGAAAGUAUUUUUAAAUGCAUACUUUUUUGGGAAAUUAUUUGCUAAAUGCUUCCCCCAAAGGGAUAUAAAUUUUGUUUCUACAUAAACUGUAGAAUUGUUAAGAAUUGUUCCCUUUGGGGGGGGGUGUGAUCUUUUUCUCUCCUGGUUAAAUGGGGCUGUUGAUCAUUUUCUCUAAGUAAGGAAAAUUAUUGAUCAAAUUUAAUUAAUUUGAUGGAGACUGUUAUGUACUGAUGUAGUGCUGUAGUUUAGGAGUUUGGUGGGUUGGUUUUUUUUUUUUUUUUUUUUAAUAAAAAAAGCAAAAAGGCAAAAGUUAUAUUUGUAAAAGCUGAGGACUCUUUGGAAUGAAUGAGGAUUGCUGAUGAUCCUAAAGUUAAGCAAACUGUAUGAAGAGACUACUGUUGCAAAUGAAGGAUAUUUAUAGCUAAAGGACACAGCACAAAGCACAAAGAAAUAUUAUGUUCUCAAGUUAUUGUCUGUUCAGAAAACAGUUUGUACUCUCCUUAGCUAUAGAAAGGUGCAGAGAGGAGAAGUUUGGUCACCAUUACCUAAAUGCAGCCCAAACACAGAUGGUCAGGUUCAUUAGCAUCACCAACAUUGAAUGAGAAUCUCAUUAAGGCAGUGCCAUGAAAGUUUUGCUCAACUACUAGAAGGAAUGCACAGCAAACACCUUUGGUGUUGUCUUGACUGAUUUGAGACUGAAUAGUAGACUGCAUGGGAGACAAUGUGCCGGUGUGAGGAGCCCUAAGAAUCACUAGUACAGAAAGCUAAGUUUCCCCUUUUUAUCAUGAGCCUGUGGUUGCCCUUUGUCAAAUUGGGGAGAAGGGAGUAAGCCUUGGUAGAAGGAACUUCUCUGUUGAUAUUUAAAGAAAUGAGGGUUGGGCAUGCUCAUUCUUAGAAAUGCCAGUUUUCUUUGGAACCAUAAUAAAAAUCUCCAAAAUGGUUGAAAGAGAAGGAUUCGAUUUCAUUGGUUCUAGACCUGGUUGACAAACAUCUGCACUUAUGACCCUGUCCUUUGAAUCUUUGGACAGAACAAACUAUAGAAAUUUUUCUUUAAUAGAAGACAUUCUUUUGCUAUCUCACAGGAGGUUUGGUUGGGUCGGCUAUAGCCCCGGGUUGUGGUUGAAAUGAAUUACUGCCUAGCUGAGCCAAAACCCUUGCUUGUACCUGUUGGACCACUACAACCAAUCGCUGCUUAUGAUGCAUUGCGUAUUUCCGUAGUACUGUUUUGCAUUUUCCAUACAGACACAAAACUUUGCAAGUCAAUCACUGUUGUUCUCAUGGUACUGUUUUAAAAAAAAAAAAAAGGAUAAAGAAAAAAAAUGGAGAAAACCAGCCAAUUAUCUUAUGUACAGAGUUUAAAAUUGUAAUUAAUAGAGCCUGUUUUAAAAACAAACAACUGUUGCCUUUUUUUCUUGUAUAAAAGAGAAUUUAUGACAAAAAAAUUAGCUGUGAGGAAUGUGACAUGUGUUUAUAUUUCUGAAUAUGGAACAAAUUGAUUCAUUGGGAUAUAUUUUACUGUAAACUAAAUCAGGUAUGUAAAGCUGUUUUAAAAAUGGGAGACUAUAUAAGUAAUUCUCUAAAGCUUUAGUUGGUUUGAGUAUCAUCAUUUCCUCCAUGGUGAGCCUGCUUGUGAAUUAUUAAGCACUUGUUUGCAUUUCUGUUCUUCAUUCAUUUCUUGCAGUGUGCUGUGGACUUGAUGCUCUUUCUGUAUUGAUGAAAAGCAGUAUGUGGGCCAAUCUUUUUAUAAAACACUAUGCAUAUAUAAAUAUUACAUUGUUCAUAGCUUUAUUUGACUUAUGGGUUUAUACAACAUUACAAUGAGUAGCUGUCCUUCUGUGGAUAAGCACAAACCAAGUUCAUUUCCUGGAACAGACACAAUGUACAUUCUAUAGCUAAAACAGAGGAAAAAGUCUGAGACUGCUAUUUUUAUCUUCAGAGUUUUCCAUACAGAGCAUACAUUGAGCUACAGUAGUAUGGUGAGGGAGAACACAACUGAAUAAUGAUGUUCUUUUUUCAUCAAUUUCCUAAGAGCCAACUAGGGAUUUUAUUCCUAAGGCUCCACUGCUAGGAAUUCUCCCACUUAUUCUAGCCAAAUCCAUGAUGUUAAAUGAUCGAUGCUCUCAAUUGUGGUCCAGAGUUUUAAAUAAAUGAAAUCAAGAGGUGGGUUUUUGGAGUGGAUCAUGAAGUUAACAUCUCAGUGUCUUUCUUGUUGUCAGAGAUGUUUGACAUGUUAAAAUCUAUGUGCUACCCACCUGGGCUUGGCUUUAUCCGUGAAGACUUUUAGCGUGGCAGUGUCAUCUGAGUUUCAUACUUUGAAAAUAUCGUACUGUACAGGGCCUAUACACUAAGCAGAAAGAUAGAGUUUUCUCUGAACUACUGUAACCUUAAAUUGGAGACUGAUUCUUUUGAGCCUACUUUCCCUAGUUCCCCACUUCAUGUAAAUGUCUUGAUGAGAGAUGAUAUGAAUGAGUAUUUUGUAUGAUGAAAUCAAACCCUUUAGGAACUCCCCUCCCACCCAUGAGACAGUUGAUGCCUGAAAGAAUGUCGUGGGGAGGACUUAACACCCUACUUGUAUUUUUUAAGUUUCUUUUGUGAAAGAUUUUUUAAUGCAUUUUUACUGUAAAAAUACAUGGAAAUGUAUGCAUUCCAUAACCACGA
Odocoileus virginianus texanus is the source of this 6778-nucleotide messenger RNA. Lineage: Eukaryota; Metazoa; Chordata; Mammalia; Artiodactyla; Cervidae. The record is from RefSeq and is a predicted model, not a curated record.